This is a messenger RNA of Saitoella complicata NRRL Y-17804, 642 nucleotides long. RefSeq lists its product as uncharacterized. The transcript has 2 exons. Gene Ontology annotation, cellular component: Sec62/Sec63 complex. Gene Ontology annotation, biological process: post-translational protein targeting to membrane, translocation. The record is from RefSeq and is a predicted model, not a curated record. Lineage: Eukaryota; Fungi; Ascomycota; Saitoellomycetes; Saitoellales; Saitoellaceae. Bases 46 to 612 code for a protein of 188 amino acids.
CUUUGAAAUCCUCGACCACCCAACGACUCAAUUGAUCUGGACAAUAUGCCAACAUUAACCUUAAUUGUACCACUGGCAUACCUGACCGUUCUGGCGGGCUCACUGAUCUGUUUCUCCUUCUUUUACCGCCGAAGAAAAGCUGGCCAAAUCCAACAACUGGAACCCUGGUUCCCCCCCUCCCCCGCCCGCGACGUCUACCUCUCACUCCUCCACACCGACCCCCAACCCCCACCCACCCUCCUCCGCGCCGCCCUGGUCACUCGCGCUGCCUCCGCAAUCACCUCCAUCAUCACCCUCCGCGAACAAAAACCCGCCCUCGCCCUCCUCUCUCAAAAAGGAUCCGUUCCCGAAAGUUUGCAGAAAGAGUUUGAUUUGGCGGAGCGAUGGGUUAAUGGAGAGGUUCAGGAUAUCGUGCUGGAGGCGGAGGGGUGGGAGAAGGGGUGGGGACAGGUGAUUUUCCAGACGGCGGGGGAGGUGGCUGGGUAUGAGAGGUUGAGGGGAAUUGUGAAGAAGCACGAGGAGAUGUCGAGGGUUGAGAGGGCCAAAUAUGAUGCUGAGAUGAAGGAGAAGGGGAUGAUUCAGGAGAAGCCUGCUGAGGUGAAGGCGGAGUAAGGAAGACUGAGAGUCUGCAUGGCGUGAAUG